AUGCCGCGCAAGCCUACACCCGCGGGCAAGCAGAGGGUUAGGACGGGCUGUUUGACGUGUCGCAAGCGGAGAAGGAAAUGCGAUGAGCAGAAGCCGCGAUGUGCUAACUGUGAAGUCAAAGGAUUCACUUGCAAAUAUGGAUCUGACUUGGCUUUUGUACCACCGAGAUCUGGGCAGAUGACAGCUGGGGCUGCGAGGCAGGUGUACAGCUCCAUUACUUUUGUUGACGACUCACCAGUAGCGCAUGCAUCUGGCGACAAAGACAAGUCAGGACAACAAGAAUCUUUGCAAAGCCAGGGGCUCAUACACCCUUCCCCGGUUCAACCGAAUGAAGCGCGAUUUGAGAAUCCUGUGGGGAUAGACAACAUCCUUGGCUCUAACGACUCUAUACAUUAUACAGAGCCAUCGACCUUGCAAAGUAGCUCAGACUUGGUGUUAGGUGGCGAAGAUCACAGAGCCCCUGUCCCAUAUCAUGGCUCUCUCGGCUUUGCUGCAAGUUACCAGAGACUAGUAUACAGGCCUACAACUGCAAGCGCGAGUUAUGAGACGGACCUAUUGCGCCACUUUCGCUAUCAUGUUGGCCCCUGGAUGGAUACCGGCGAUUCGAACUGUGCACUUGGUGUUCAAGUUCUGCUUCUUUCUCGAUCGAAUCGAAUUUUACAAUCUGCUGUCUGCGCAUUAUCUGCAGGCCAGAGGUCGCUGAUAUCACUCAAUUAUAGCGAAGAUAUUGCCAAUAUUUUGCGAUUUAGAAAAGAAGCAGAAGAUACAAAUAGUCUUCACCCUGACCUUGAAACUCACGCGGGGAAAGCGUUGCUUCUGCUUCAGGAACUCUUGCCAGCUGGUUUGCAACAGUGGAGGAAUUUGAUGUCGCCUCACACUGAUUAUGGAGCUGGACUUCUGUCGCCGACCGACCUUACGCUUGACCUUGGGGGAUCGCUAUUCUGGCUCUACUUUCGACUCGAUCUUGCAGCUUCAAUAUCGGCCUAUAAGUCACCAAUUCUUCCAUUCCGUACAUUUCUUCAACGAGACGGCUCUCCUAUACACCCUUCAUCAUCCACUAUACCACGAAGCAAUGUCACCAGGUUUCAUCAACAUGCAUUAUGUCUGCUAGGCCACUGCCUUGCUUUAAUAUAUGGAGACUCGGAUGUCCCCUCUCCACCAACCGCCGGCUCCCCAGAUUUAACAGCCUUCCCAUCUCUUCGACAAUCUCAUUUCCUCUCGCAAUGGACCUUUCUCUGGACAGACUGUCAAAAAUGGUAUAACGAGCGUCCAGUUGAUGCUCAACAGAUUGUGGAAGUGCGAGGGGGCGAAGCAGAUCAAAUUGAUCCACAUCACGACUCGUCAUUCCCUAUUUUGGUAUACACUACACCCAUGGCGCUGGUCGCUAAUGCGGUUUAUCAUAUUACCUCCCUCUUGCUUCUUACCCAUAAGCCACGGCUUUUGAAAUCCCUUCCUGGUCCGCGCUGCUUUACUUCCCAUAUCUGGCAUGCGCAGUCAAUCGCUGGAAUUGCAGCUAGCAAUGACUCACCGGAGCAAUGGGAUCCGAUUCUUGUGGCAAGUAUGUUACUAAUUGCGAGGGAAAUGACGCACGAGUCUCAGCAGGCUGUUUUGUUGGACUUAUUCAAGAGAAUCACGGCUACUACCGGGAUUAAUCUUGAGCGCGAAACCGAAUCGCUGAAAGCCGCUUGGAGAAUUGCACGAUACGAUGAAGAUCCAGAAGAGAAUGACCUAUGA
Molecule: messenger RNA, 1734 nt
Organism: Penicillium angulare
Lineage: Eukaryota; Fungi; Ascomycota; Eurotiomycetes; Eurotiales; Aspergillaceae
Exons: 4
Coding region: 1-1734 (577 amino acids)
Biological process (GO): positive regulation of transcription by RNA polymerase II
Cellular component (GO): nucleus
Molecular function (GO): DNA-binding transcription factor activity, RNA polymerase II-specific; zinc ion binding; transcription cis-regulatory region binding
Source: RefSeq, a predicted model, not a curated record